Ramularia collo-cygni is the source of this 1854-nucleotide messenger RNA. Its product is annotated as related to DNA Polymerase iota (POLI). Gene Ontology annotation, biological process: translesion synthesis. The record is from RefSeq and is a predicted model, not a curated record. Bases 1 to 1854 code for a protein of 617 amino acids. Gene Ontology annotation, molecular function: DNA-directed DNA polymerase activity; damaged DNA binding. The transcript is spliced from 2 exons. NCBI's taxonomy places the organism in Eukaryota, Fungi, Ascomycota, Dothideomycetes, Mycosphaerellales, Mycosphaerellaceae.
AUGGAAUCCCACCUCGAAGCUCCUCCGAGGCAAGACUCACGAAUCAUAAUCCACUUCGACUACGACUGUUUCUACGCCUCAGUCUUUGAAGUUGCCCGCCCCGAAUUGAAGAGUCUUCCCCUGGGAAUCCAACAGAAACAAAUCCUCGUCACGUGCAAUUAUGAAGCCCGACGACGAGGUUUGCAUAAAUUGCAACUUGUUACUGAUGCGAGGAGGAUUUGUCCUGAAGUGGUGAUUGAAUUGGGGGAGGAUAUUGGUCGGUUUCGGGAUGCGAGUAAGGAGUUGUGGGGGUUUAUUAGAAGGUUCUCUUGGAGUGGGAAGGUGGAGCGGUUGGGGUUUGAUGAGGUAUUCAUGGAUGUCAGCGAUAUUGUGGAAUACAAUCAAGACCUCUUGAAUCGACACCAUCUUUCCCAUUCUUUCUUUCACACAUCCCGAGAAGAUCCCACGGCUGGAUUCGAAUUCGAUGCGAAUGUCAUCGCAGGCCAUACGUACCCCAAAGAUUAUGUCUACGAUGCAGCUGCAGAAGAAGAAGAUCUCGACGACCUCACGCUACGCCUCCGUCUUGGUAGCCAUCUGGCACUACACAUCAGACACCAGCUAGAGGAGCAGAAAGGAUACACAUGUACGGUUGGAAUUGCCACGGAUAAGCUCUUGUCCAAACUUGCAGGCAAUCUCAACAAACCAAAAGGCCAGACUACUGUCAUGCCGCCUUUGACGACUUUUCAAAAAGGUCGCCAGAGUAACGUGACGACUUUCAUAGACAGCCACGACAUCGGCAAGAUUCCUGGAAUAGGUUUCAAACUCGCCUUGAAGCUUCGCGAAUUCCAUCUCAAGCGUCCAGCAGAAUUCGACAAGGGCUUGGUAUAUGGCGGAACAAAAGACAAAGUCACAGUAGCAGACAUUCGAAACMACCCAGAUGUCAAUGCAGAAAUGCUCGAACGUUUACUCGCUGGUCCUGGCUCCCCGCAUGGUAUUGGGGAAAAGAUUUGGCGUUUGCUACACGGUGUGGACUAUACUGAAGUCAGCGAGGCAAGAGCUGUUCCUCGACAGAUCAGCAUCGAGGACUCGUACAUCCGACUCGAUACAAUGCCCGAAGUCAUCAAACAGCUCACAACGCUAGCACAGAGUCUCAUAACGCGCAUGCGACUCGAUCUUCUCGGUUCGGAAGACGAUGAUUUCUCAGACUCGGACAACAAGGAAGAAAAGCCACUUCCAACCCCCAUCACACUCAGCGGUAGUAAAAAAUGGCUCGCACAUCCCAAAACCCUCCGCUUAACAACCAGACCCCGCCAACCUCUCCAACCAAACGGCUCUCGCGUCCGCUCAUUCAAACGCAUCUCUCAUUCAGCUCCUUUACCAAGUUUCAUCUUCAAUCUCACAGAACGAGUGGAUGUUUUGGCGGAUAAACUCGUGAAAGAGUCGCUUUUGACCAUGUUCCGCAAACUCCACCCGGGGAAAUCCGGCUGGAAUCUCAGUCUUGUUAAUCUCGCUGUUAUGAAUAUGGCGGAGACGGCGGGGGAUAGUAAGAGUGCUAGUGGGAGGGAUAUUAAAGGCAUGUUUAAUCGGCAGGAAGACGUGCUUAGGGACUUUCGGGUUGUGGAGCCGCUGAUCAAGGAGCCGCUGAUCGAGAAGGAGCUGAUCGAGAAGGAGGAGGAGACAUUACUGGACAAUCACAUAGCGUCCUCCUCCGCGACUGUAGGAAAUGACAUGGCAGACGCGGAGGAUGAGGAUGAGGAGGAGAUUGGUUGGGAUGAUGGAGAUGGAGAGGAGAAUCUUUUGCAUCGCUGUGGGGUUUGUGGAUUAUCUCUGCCGGGUUUCGCUGUGGAUGCUCAUGCUCGCUUCCAUAUCCAGUAA